Molecule: messenger RNA, 1746 nt
Organism: Capronia coronata CBS 617.96
Lineage: Eukaryota; Fungi; Ascomycota; Eurotiomycetes; Chaetothyriales; Herpotrichiellaceae
Product: asparagine synthetase [glutamine-hydrolyzing] 2
Exons: 2
Coding region: 1-1746 (581 amino acids)
Cellular component (GO): cytosol
Molecular function (GO): asparagine synthase (glutamine-hydrolyzing) activity
Source: RefSeq, a predicted model, not a curated record
AUGUGUGGUAUAUUUGCCUGUCAUAACCACCCCUCAAUAGCCACCUUCAAGACCACUGCUCUCCAGUGCGUCAAAUGCCUGCGGCAUCGUGGACCUGACUGGUCCGGAAACUGGACGGGCAACAACACCAUCCUCUGCCACGAGCGUCUUAGUAUUGUCGGCGUGGACAGCGGCGCACAACCUUUGGUCAACGAUGAGGGCACCAUUGCCUUGGCCGUCAACGGCGAGAUCUACAACCAUCGUAUCUUGCGCAAACAUCUGAAGAAGCCCUACAACUUCAAGACCCAUAGUGACUGCGAAGUCAUCAUCCCUCUCUACCAGGAAUUUGACAUCGACGCUCCAAACCACCUCGAUGGCAUGUUCUCCUUCGUCCUCUACGACAAGGAACAGGACCGAACAAUCGCGGCGCGGGAUCCCAUCGGUAUCACCUCUUUCUACCUUGGCCGAUCCAGCCAGACACCAGGAGCCGUCUUUUUCGCCUCGGAGCUGAAGGCUUUGGCUCCGGUCUGUGACCAGAUCCAGGCGUUUCCACCCGGUCAUGUGUACGACUCCAAAACCGACAAGCUCACACGAUACUUCCAGCCCUCUUGGUGGGAUGAAAACAAGAUUCCAGACACACCGGUGGACUACAAGCUGCUUAGAAAAACUUUGGAGAAGUCUGUUCUUAAGCGUCUUAUGGCGGAGGUGCCUUAUGGCGUCCUCUUGUCUGGUGGUCUUGAUUCCAGCUUGACGGCUUCGAUUGCACAACGAGAGUCUCUUCGUCAACGCGCUCUUAUCAACUCCCAGGCCAACGGCGCAGCCAACGGGGAUGAGCCGCAAACUGGGACCAAGUUGGUGGGCAUCGACGACGACGACGAGUUAUCCACCGUAACGUUUCUUCCUCAGCUGCAUUCCUUCUCCAUCGGUCUGCCCGAUGCGCCGGACACGAAGGCGGCGCUUGAAGUGGCCAAGUUCCUGGGUACUAAGCAUCAUGACUUCACCUUCACAAUUCAGGAGGGCCUGGAUGCACUGUCCGAUGUCAUCUACCACCUCGAAACAUACGACGUUACAACCAUUCGUGCCUCGACGCCCAUGUAUCUGUUGAGUCGAAAGAUCAAGGCCAUGGGUGUCAAGAUGGUUCUUAGCGGCGAAGGAAGCGACGAAAUCUUUGGCGGCUAUCUCUACUUCCACAACGCUCCCAACAGGGAGGAAUUCCACAAGGAGACUGUCCGCAGAGUCAAGAACCUGCAUCUGGCUGACUGCUUGCGAGCCAACAAAUCAACCUCUGCCUGGGGCCUUGAAGCUCGUGUCCCGUUCUUGGACAAGCAAUUCCUUGAGGUAGCGAUGAACAUCGACCCCGCGGAAAAGAUGAUUACAAAGGACAGGAUAGAAAAGUACAUUCUUCGCAAGGCAUUUGACACAAGCGAUGAGCCGGACGUUGCACCCUAUCUGCCGGAUAACAUCUUAUGGCGCCAAAAGGAGCAAUUCAGCGACGGUGUUGGAUAUGGCUGGAUUGAUGCCUUGAAGGACAACGCCGAGCUCAACGUGACGGAUGAAAUGAUGGCUAACCCUAAGCCGGAAUGGGGCGACGAUAUCCCGACCACCAAGGAAGCCUACUGGUAUCGGUUGAUGUUCGACCAGCAUUUCCCUCCAUACUGUGCCUCUACGGUCAUGAGAUGGACGCCCAAAUGGUCUAAACAGACCGACCCCAGCGGUCGAGCCAUUGCCACCCAUGUUGCCAGAUAUGAGGAGGCGAACAAGUCAUGA